Molecule: messenger RNA, 976 nt
Organism: Coccomyxa subellipsoidea C-169
Lineage: Eukaryota; Viridiplantae; Chlorophyta; Trebouxiophyceae; Coccomyxaceae
Exons: 6
Coding region: 91-687 (198 amino acids)
Source: RefSeq, a predicted model, not a curated record
GGACUCGUAUUUCACAUGCUAUGAUGAAUACUUACGUGGCGUACGGGAGGCAAAAGAUGAAUAAUUGUCUUUCACUGGUUCUCGAGAAGUAUGACCAGUAACAUGUUUCUGCUGUGUUCAGCAUCACCUAUUCCUGAAGGACCUCCGCGUAAGGAUCCCGAGCAACGCUUUAGACGGCUUGGAAAUAAGGACUCUGGUGGCUGUUACAUUUACAGGGAAAAAAACAGCUGGUGGAAAGAAGUGCCAAGAAUUCGAGUGAGGGACAAGCAGGAGCGCAUCAACAAUCUCUGGGGCGAGCUAGCAGCUCUCAACGAGAGGCUUGCUGGAGGAGAUGCGAUCACAGCUCGCAAAAGGAUAGAUUACCUCAGGGUGCGCAAAGAGCAUUGGGCACGCAUCAUCUCAGCAGCUACUCAGUAUGACACAGCAAUCACAUUGGCCCUCAUUGAAGAUGCCAACAAAAAGAUUGCAGAGGCCUUGAAGACUGAAAUGCGAGAGCGGGCUCCGGUGCCGGUGUUGAAGAAACAGUUGCUGACCCUGCAAGCUGACCUCUCCUCUGCACACGAACGUCUGCACACCACACAGGAGCGACUUGCGGAGAAUCUGGCACGGAUAAAAGACCUCCAGGCCAACAUUGUCGUGCCAGUCAUGGAUCAGCAGCAGGAUCCUGAUACGCAUCCUGACCACUGACAGGGUUAUAAAGUAUUGCUCCAGAGCUUGAAAGAAUUGCUGCAGCGAUGGAAAACAGGUUUUGCAUGAUGUUGACAUCAGCUUUACUCUAUCUAUGUCAGGUAGUGAAUUGUGGUCCACUUUGAGAUACAUCAGCCAAGGAAGACAAACAUAUUUGUCUUACAACUUUGAGAGCAAGUCCACUUGGUGCCUGGUGAGGAAGCAUUUUUGUAAGGGUCUCAGGCUGUGCUGUAAUUCCCAGGGUCAGGGGACAGUGCUUUCAACUGUGUAAACACCAGCGCUGUGGGGU